Messenger RNA from Electrophorus electricus (electric eel), 1851 nucleotides. RefSeq names its product NIMA related kinase 3 (gene nek3). The record is from RefSeq and is a predicted model, not a curated record. Gene Ontology annotation, molecular function: ATP binding; protein kinase activity. Gene Ontology annotation, biological process: protein phosphorylation. Lineage: Eukaryota; Metazoa; Chordata; Actinopteri; Gymnotiformes; Gymnotidae.
GUGCAACGUCGCACAAUAACACGGAAAUAACGUUGCCACGCGCUGGGCUUUGGGUCUCGUUUCAGAAUCGUUUUAAUGUAUUCAGAAUUACAUAGUAGUUAAAAAAAAACUUUUUGGUAUUUAUUAUUUGCCCGUUGUCUACUAAAAUGAAACAUUCGUUCUCGUUUCGCCAGUCGGUUUGUCCCGGAUUGACGCGCAUUCAGUGUUCAUUAUCUGUAUAAUAAUACGGUCGCUUGUUCAUUAUCUGUAUAAUAAUACGGUCGCUUGUUUAUUAUCUGUAUAAUAAUACGGCCGUUUGUUUUGGAUUUGACUCGUUUAAUCUCCGCAAACAGCAAACGCGUCCUCGCCCAAGCGCGAGCCCGUCCCGUCCUCCAGCGAUGGAGUCUUACUCUACUGUUAAAGUCAUCGGUGAGGGAUCUUUUGGACGUGCUGUCUUAGUUCAAACUAAAAACAGCAAAGAGAAAUGGGUUAUGAAAGAAAUACGACUUCCACAGGCGCAGCGCAGGGAAGCCGCGCUGCUGGCAUCGAUGAAACACCCCAAUAUCGUCGCUUUCAAGGACUCGUUUGAAGAUAAUGGCCAUCUGUACAUCGUAAUGGAGUAUUGUAGUGGAGGUGACCUUCUCCAGAGGAUACGUCAGCAGAAGGGCACUCUGUUCUCUGAGAAUGUGAUCCUCAGGUGGUUUGCUCAGAUGUGUCUGGGUGCACAGCACAUUCACGAUAAACGGGUGCUUCAUCGGGACUUAAAAUCAAAGAACAUAUUUUUGACGACGCAUGGGACUGUCAAGCUGGGAGAUUUUGGGUCAGCGUGCAUUCUAAAGAGUGGAGAGGGUUAUGCACACAGUUACGUUGGCACUCCUUACUACGUGUCUCCGGAGAUCUGGGACAGCCAGCCUUACAACAACAAGAGUGAUGUUUGGUCCCUGGGUUGUGUCCUCUACGAACUCUGCACCUUACGGCAUCCGUUCCAGGCCAACAGCUGGAAGAGUCUUAUUCUGCGUGUGUGUCGUGGAGCGUACACCCCCAUACCCAGCCACUUUCCUUACGAGCUUCACUACCUGAUUAAACACAUGUUCAAGACCAACCCCAGAGACAGACCUUCCAUCCACACCAUCCUCAACUCCCACCGUGCAUCCAGACUUCUGUGCAAACACCUGCAUGUAGAGAGCAGAGAACUGGUGCAGGAGCCUGUAAGUCAGUGGAGGACAGAGGAUGCAGAACAAGGGACUAAGCAUCUGGGCCAGAAGAGCUUAAUAGCCACGUCCACAUGUGAAGAGAGCCAGAGCAUCAGUGGCAAUCCCAGAAAGAAGUGGGAGAAAGGACCCUCCAACACUGUCCUGGAGGCCCUCGGAAAUGCUGAGAUCAUCUCUUCUGUUACCAUGGAAACCGCAGGGGGCUCUGACUCCAGAUCAGAGGAGGGACAUGGGGUGACACAGGGGAAGAGAGACAGGAAGCGGUGGGAGCGAGACCCACCGGAGAGACUCUGGAGUCUCCUGGAGAAAGUCCAUCUCAGCAUGGCCUUUAAAACUUACACCAUCGACAGAGCCGACGCUGGUCCUCUGCUUGGACCCUUGGUCACGGACCAGCCGGACGUUCCUGACUGCCCGGCGGAGAUCCGGACCGAUUGCAGCCGGCUGGAACCCCGCUCGGACGACGAGGACACGGACUUUGAGGAGGACUGCCCUGCCGACUGGAUAGCGGAGCUGGAGAGAAUGGUGACGUAGCAGUAGGAACACCUGCAACUCUACAGAGAUACCUUACUUAUAUGAAUGUUUACAACAUAAAUAACAAAGUUAUGCAUUCAUUUUAAUUGUUGGCAAUAUGUCCCCAAUAAAAUACACUGUGUUGGUGUAA